GACACAAUGAGGUGACAGAGUGGGAAGACAGUGUAGACGGUAUAGGGCUCCUAAGUAUAUAUAAGAAUAGACAGACGUGGAGGAUGGCUGCAGGUAAUGCUGCAUGUUGUACAAAGACUAGGUAAAAAGGGUAAACUUAAACACAAAGAAUAGACAGUAAUUUAUGGUAAGUAGAGAGUAAAGUUGGGGGCAUGGUGCAGGAACAGAGAACAUAAGACAAUACAACACCUGGGGUAAAAAAAAUCCAUUACUUUGGCAAGAAUAAAAUAGGGCGAGCGUGCAGGAGUAAUGGCUACCAGCAGGAGGAGGAGAGAGCAAUAAAGUGAACUUAAGAGGAAACACUGUAAAUCUAGAGUGACAGGAAGGAGGACAUCUCACAAAAGGGAGGGGACAACGUGCAAGGGGUAGCGGUAAAGUAGUGAGUACAUGAACUCUGUACUACAGCACCCUGCGAAACAAAAGGAGCAAGAAAAUCUCCGAGAAAUAUAACCAGAAGACAAGCGAUAAGGGCAGGUGGACUGAAAAUGGCUGGAAUUCAGACGGCCAGUGGAGAAUAUAUAGAUUCCUCCUGGGAGCUGAAAGUCUAUGUGGAGGACCUAGGAGAAGAAGCAGAGCCCAUAACACUCCGAGUGACUGGGGACCAACACAUUGGGGGAGUCAUGCUACAACUUGUGGAGAAAAUUGAUAUUGCCAAAGACUGGUCUGAUCAUGGCUUAUGGUGGAAGCAGAAGCGUCAGUGGUUGGUUAGAACUAACUGGGCUUUGGACAAAUAUGGUAUCCUGGCAGAUGCCCUUCUUUAUUUUAUGCCCCAGCACAAGCCAGUCAUCUUAUCUUUGCCCAACCAGCGUUCACUUAGGAUCCGUGUUUCCUUCUCCAGCACCACAUUUAAUGCAUGUGCUGAAGUCUGUAAGAUACUCGGUAUCAGACAUCCAGAAGAACUUUCUUUUUUGAAAGCACCCGAAGAACGAGAAAAGAAGAAAAAAAAAGCCAAGGAUCCAGUGACACAAGAGAUCUUUGACAUUACCUCCUUCCAGCCCACAGCUGCUAGAGAAGGACAGGUACAGUUUGGGGGAAUUCCACCCCACUUUAUUGGUAGUCCCGAGGGACAGGAGUGUUACAGAGCGUUAUCUGUUUGCCAAACUGGAUUGACUCCUGAAGAUAUACAAAAAAGAUACAAGGCUACAUCAGUGACUGAUAAAACAGCAGUGCAUGCCAGGUGGCUUGAUUCCUCCAAGUCUCUCAUGCAGCAAGGAGUCCAGGAAGGGGACAGACUAUGGCUUCAAUUUAAAUAUUACACUUUCCAUGACUUAGAUCCAAAGAUGGAUGCUGUACGGAUUAACUUGCUGUUUGAGCAAGCGCGCUGGGCAGUUCUUUUAGAGGAAACAGAGUGCACAGAAGAAGAGAUGAUGACAUUUGCUGCUCUACAGUAUCAUGUGAACAAACUAUCAGCAACCUCGGAUCCCAUGCAUUUGCCCCAAGACUCUGCUCUUCAUGACCUGGAUGAGGCGCUGUCACAUCUGGAAGUUAAACUAGAGGCAUCUAGUCCCAGCGAGGCUCUGGCAGGAAUUGAACUUGAACCAGAGCUGCAGGAGUAUCUGAAAGUUUUCAGGCCACGGAAAAUGACUCUUAAAGGCUACAAACAGAAUUGGGUGAUGCUGAAAGGAACGAAUGUGUCGUGUUAUAAAAGCAAAGAAGAGGCCAAAGGGGAACCAUUGAUCUUACUAGCACUAAAAGGAUGUGAAGUUAUUCCAGAGGUCAAUGUCGCUUCUCAGAAGUUCUGUAUUAAGCUUUUGGUCCCGUCCCCAGAAGGAAUGAAUGAAGUUUACCUGCGAUGUGAAAAUGAGCAGCAAUAUGCCCGCUGGAUGGCUGGUUGCCGCUUGGCAGCGAAAGGACGCACCAUGGAUGACUCAUCUUAUGACGGAGAAGUCCAAAAUAUAUUAUCCUUCUUAACUCUUCAGAAAUCCAAUGCACAAACGUCAGCCUCCGCAGCAGAGUCCAUCAACAUGCUUUCCCUGGUAUCACCAAGAUACCAGAAAAAGCUUAAACUUAAGCAGUUAUCACCUCGUAUACUGGAGGCCUACCAGAAUAUUGCUCAGAUUACGCUUAUGGAAGCUAAACUGCGUUUCAUACAGGACUGGCAAUCUCUGCCUGAUUUUGGAGUCUCAUACUUCCUUGUAAGAUUCAAAGGUGCUCGUCGGGAUGAAAUACUAGGCAUUGCCAGCAACCGUUUAAUUAGAAUAGACCUGAAUGUUGGAGAUGUGGUGAAAACCUGGAUGUACAGUAACAUGAAGCAGUGGAAUGUCAAUUGGGAUAUCAGACAGGUAUCCAUUGAAUUCACUGAGAAUAUUAAUGUUGCCUUCACUUGCGUUUCUGCUUCUUGCAAAGUUGUCCAUGAAUACAUAGGUGGCUACAUCUUCAUGUCCACACGGGCAAGGGAUGGUGGCAGCAAAGGCCUCAAUGAAGAGCUGUUCCAUAAACUUACUGGUGGACAUGAAGCCCUCUAGAAAACUUCUGAAAUCUCUGACCAGUCCUUAUUUUCCACAUAACAUAAAAAGACUUUGCACUUCAUGAAGUUGCUCUAAAUCGCAAUCACAUGCAGUAUUUCCAAGUUUUUGGCUUGUUGUCCACAUACAUGUGAUAAAGGCAAGUGUAAAGUUGUGAUGUUUGGCAUUCAUCAUAACUUUACAUUAAUUAGGAUACUCCUCACCGAAAAUGUGUCAGCCUUGUAAGAGCAGAUCUAGGUACAUUUCAUAUGGAACUUGCAGUGUUUUGUAAAUGUCACAUAAAGGGUGCAGCCAUUUUCACAAAGUUUGAGCUGAUCUAUAGGGGACUAAUACAGUGGGUGGCCAAGAUGGCACCAUCGUUUUUUCUAGCAUAUCUUUUCAUACAAGCCACUUAAUAUCUGGAGUUUAAGCAUUAGCAAGAGUGACUAUGCCAGGUGUAAAGGCAAUCCAAGAUUAUACAUACCUACAUUAUUUCUAUAGACAGAAAUGUAUUAAAUCAUUGAAAAAUAAACUAGCUAUUAAUGGAUGGUAUAGCAGUCCUCAGUAAUGAUCAUUACAUACACUUUCCUUCUGUACAAUAUCUUUAUUCCAUAUCUUGUUAUUCUGCUCUCCUGCCUAAGUGUCUGCCAGAAGCACGUGUGAUUAGAAGUUGGGUUUAAUAAAUAAAUAAAAAAAAUGUAAUAAAAAAAAA
This is a messenger RNA of Bufo bufo (common toad), 3195 nucleotides long. It is a transcript of the gene FERMT3, whose product is annotated as FERM domain containing kindlin 3. Gene Ontology annotation, biological process: integrin activation; regulation of cell-cell adhesion mediated by integrin; platelet aggregation. The transcript has 15 exons. NCBI's taxonomy places the organism in Eukaryota, Metazoa, Chordata, Amphibia, Anura, Bufonidae. Gene Ontology annotation, molecular function: integrin binding. Gene Ontology annotation, cellular component: cell-substrate junction. The coding region runs from base 525 to 2504 and encodes 659 amino acids. The record is from RefSeq and is a predicted model, not a curated record.